UGAAAUUAACUUUUUAUAAGUGAAAUAAUAUAUUAGCGUAUGGUUUAUUGCAUAAAUAUUUUAUUCAGUGCAAAUAUUCACAUUUUUGUGUCCAUUAACAAUGCUUAAAUAGAGAUUGAUAUUACUGUGAAUGGAUUAUGUUAAUGAGAAGUCUUCAAAGCGUGACGUCACUAAUUAGGGCCAAAUAUAAAACUUGUAUUGUUAAAGUUGUUCAUGCGAUGGUAGGCGAUAAAUAAUCAACUUUUUAAUGGGAUGGACGCUACAAAAGUGCAGUUUGUCGGAGCGUCUUGUGGACAGCACGGACCGUACACAUUUUACAAAGCCUUUAAAUAUCAUAAAGAUGAAAAGCCAAAAAUAUUGUCUUUAGGAGAAUUUUUCUUCGUUGAAAUAUUGAAAGGCGCACCGGUGAGCAUUGGGGAACUUCAGUUGAUUUGGGAAGACAAAAAUAAUAACCAACUGUUGGCAAGUGUACGACUUUAUUUCCUGCCAGAACACACACCCGAUGGAAAACAAGAAUAUCAUGGCGAGGAUGAAAUCUUGGCUCUGUCUGAGAAGCUGAUUCUGCGACUGGAUGACCUGGUGUCACUGAUCACCGACGAAUGUCCAUACUGGACGGCCGGACGUCUGCUCUUCUGUGAGAGGGAUAUUGAAAAGAAAACGAGUCAUGGCAGCUCAAGUUUGCUUCAAGCGUUCCAGACCAACAACUGCGGGUUACAGCUCAGUGACGUCAAUAAGGCUAAAGAGACAAUCGGUCAGAAAGAAACUAAAGAUGAUGCUGUGAAAGUUGUUGUUAUGAGUUUUGCCCAGUAUUGCCGCUACCGUAGCAUUAUGAAACGCCUUGAGCAUGUGCAGGACCAAUGGCUGAAACACACGAUCGUGAGCGCAAUCGGUGGCAUCACGUCUCCGACACACAACUGUCAUGUGAUGUUCUGUCGAGACACAUUCUUUCACCCUGAACUGGAAGAGUUUGAACUGAGAUGUGAUCACUUUGCUCCAAAUCUGAAAGGUCGUCCCCGAAAGAAGAAAUCUGCUAAUAAGGGCUCAACACAAGAUUCAGAUAGCUACGAGGAGGAAUCCGAUUCUUCAAUACACCAAACACUGGGUGGCUUCGGAAUGUCUGCUUCUUCAAUAUCACUCGCAAAACAGAGAGUGAGUGUGACACGACGAGAAUCGUGUAAAAAUGGAAUACGUUGGAACCGUAACACAACUCGAGAGGAACAGCAUUUUCUAGCCAGCCUGCACAAGUUCAUGCGUAACAGACAAACGCCAAUAGACAGAGUUCCCAACCUGGGAUUCAAACAGAUUAACCUGUACUUGUUUUACGUAAAUGCCAAGAAGUUAGGAGGGUAUGAAGAAAUCACCAAAAAACGCCUUUGGAAAAGUCUGUAUGACAUGAUGGGAGGACAUGCUAGUAGUACCAGUGCUGCCACCUGUACUCGCAGACACUAUGAAAAAUUAUUGUUGCCUUUUGAAAGGCACGAAAAUGGAGACGGCCACAAGCCUUUCCCGUCAUCCUUAAAGAAAAAACUUCACUUUGUACGAGGCCUUAUGCACAAACACUCCAGUGACACUGUAGAUUCAAAGAGCCAGGCGCCGUUAAAAGUGAAAGAAAAACUGGAGAUGAAGGUCAAACAAGAUGCCAAGGCCAAACAAAUGUCGAAGGAGCCAACUGAUGUCAAGGUGAAAUCAGACGAGAAGUCGGACAUUAUGAAAACAAAGAAACGCUUUGCUCAGUCGAAACAGUUAGCAGAAUCAGCUGUAGAGGACAAAGAGCGAAAGUGGAAUGAAAUCAGAAAAAAAUGUGCUUUACAAAGAGACAAGCUGAAGAAGAUCACUCACAGAAAUACAGUGAAGAAGAUGUUGGAUAAAGUUUCUUCAGGAGAGGACAAGGAUGAUACUAAGGACAAAAUUGACAACGUCCAAGAGGUGAAGACGGAGACAACACAGCCAGAACAGAGCAGAACAUCACCGGAGACAGGCGAAACAACCCCACAGGUGGUUCAGAACAACAGUGUGGUUACAGACAGCAGCCUGAUGCAGGAAGAUGCAGCAGUGAAAACUGAAAAAGAAUCGGAACCCAGAAUUGACGUGCCUUGUGUUAAACAGCGAAUAAAGCCAAGCAUAAUGUCGCCCCUCAUACAGAGGCGAGGUCAACAGAAGGUCAGCAAAACUCAGGAACAGUACCCAGCGAUGAGGACCCCCUCCAUGUACUAUGCAUCUCAGUUUCAGUUGGCAGCUCCCACUUACUUAGGGCAUUCUGUGCUGGGCGGUCAGACCGGUUCGGGUCUUGGUGGUUUGAGGAAUUCGCUGUACCGUGAUCAGUCAGUGGUUUCGGUAGCCAGCAGCAGUGCAGGGAGUCUCAGUGAAAGCCAAAGGAACUCUGUCCUUCCUGGUCUCGACAGGUCAAGGCCAUCUGUGAUACAGCCGACCCCGAAGGCGAAGGUGGCACCAUUCGUUGGAAGCCAGUUGUUUCAGAAUCCAUCGUCGGAAGUGAUGAGUCCCAGCCUGAAGCCGGCCCACUCGAACAGUUCCAAACGGUCGUAUCCGUACAUGGACGCCUUACCUCCCCCGUCGCCUCACCUGCUGCCGUCACAACACUUCUCCAAACAUCCCCCAUCCAUCAGCAAAGCAUCGCCCAGCCCAGCAUACACAAACAAUGUUUUCCUUGCCCCCAGCAGCACAAAACGCUCGCGGUUCGAACAAUCAACCAGGCACCACAGUGUCAGUGUUCAGGAUGAGCCAAUUGACCUGAGUGUGAAAACAAACAGCCACAGUGAGCUGGCGAUUCUCGGCACGAACCCCAAUCAUUCGGUGUUGCGGAAAUCACCUCACAUUCCUCCAUUCAACCUCUCUACCUCCUUGUCAUCAUCAAAUUCAUCCCUGCCUUACAGUAUAGACUUGACCAGCAGCAGGGCUAGUAUGGACUUGACCAGCAGCAGGACUAGUAUGGACUUGUCCAGUAGCAGGGUUAGCAUGGACUUGUCCACUCCGGGUAAAGACACUGUGAGUAACCGAGCCGCCUCCUUGUCGGUGGUGCCGAGUUCUUAUCACAAUACUGCCGGCACCGGUCGUUCCAAGUCGGACGCCACGAAGUUGAAAUCUCAGGACACCCACAGUGCCUCGUUCUCACCCUCUCAGAGACCAGCCAGUGCUGCCCCUCUCUUGUACACAAAGACCUCCAACUCUAACCCGCCAUCAUCAUCAUCCACAUAUCAAGAGGUCCUCUCUCCAAAUCUCCAUCCAGCUUUCCCGUCAUCGUCAUUCAUGCCCUCCAACGUCAUAGUCACGUCACCACUACAGCUGCAGCAGCUUUACGCCGCACGUUUCUCAAGUGUGCAUGCCGCAGCUUAUGAAGAGAUGGUGCGCCAACAGCUGUACGCUCAGCUCAAUUCUGGUACAUCAGUCGCGGCACCUCCCAUGCAGAUUUAUCCACAUCUGUACAAGGAGAGCCAAAAGUCUGGAGCUACUAAGUGAAAUAUAGAAAAAUAGAUAUAUAUAUAUAUAUAUAGAUAUAUAUAGAUAUAUAUACUUACAGACUAAGCAUUUAUUUACCAAUACUGAGUACAAAAUGAAACUGGAGUGUUUUCAUGCUUUGGUUAUGUGAUGAUAAAUAUUUAGGGCCAAAUUUUAUAAAAAUCAUUUAUCCAUA
Molecule: messenger RNA, 3649 nt
Organism: Gigantopelta aegis
Lineage: Eukaryota; Metazoa; Mollusca; Gastropoda; Neomphalida; Peltospiridae
Product: AT-rich interactive domain-containing protein 5B-like
Exons: 12
Coding region: 253-3474 (1073 amino acids)
Biological process (GO): regulation of transcription by RNA polymerase II
Cellular component (GO): nucleus
Molecular function (GO): transcription cis-regulatory region binding
Source: RefSeq, a predicted model, not a curated record